Molecule: messenger RNA, 5813 nt
Organism: Xiphophorus hellerii (green swordtail)
Lineage: Eukaryota; Metazoa; Chordata; Actinopteri; Cyprinodontiformes; Poeciliidae
Gene: ovch2
Product: ovochymase-2
Exons: 14
Coding region: 2042-3730 (562 amino acids)
Biological process (GO): proteolysis; acrosome reaction
Molecular function (GO): serine-type endopeptidase activity
Source: RefSeq, a predicted model, not a curated record
UAUAUUUAUCCCUUUUAUUUUAGAACCUUUAAAAAAAAUCAAGUGUGAAGUAUCGCACCAUAAAGACUGAGAAAUACACCAGACAGGUCAGGGAUAAAUACUGUGGAGAAUCGUUUAGAACAAUAUCUCAAACUCGACAUCAGUUAAGUAGCACUGUGAUUAACAGAAAGGUGCAACUGCUCAUCGUUGUGCAGGUUGUAUUAUAAAGUUACCACUGCAACUUUAUAAGCAGUUCUUAUAACUGUAACAGAAAAUGAAGUACAGUUUCUGAAGGAUUUUGUCAUUUUUGUUCCAGUAAAAAAAAACAGAAACAGAAUAGCGGGUAUUUAUCUUCCUUCUCCUCCCAACUUCUCCCACAUUUUUUUUCUGUUUAACUGGACAAGACAAGAAGCUUGCUCUUUUUGACAGUAACUACGAAGACAUUUCUCAGAGGAUUUGAUGCUUCCUUUUGGGCUGCAGGUAAGAUUUCAACUUUUUGUGCUCAGUUUGUAACACAGACUGAGCACAAAAUUCCCUCUUUUUUGUAACCCAACAGUAGGGUAAGUGUGGUGUAGUCUCAGUUUUCAGUACUCACUUGUAAAUCCUUGCCUCAAAGGUCAGACUUAAUAAGCUAGGCAGGAACUGCUGUAAACCAGAGACAACCAAAGGUACCAGCAGUGUCCAGUUCCAGUCAGUCCUUGAGUGUCAGUGUCCUGCCUGUUUGAGGACAAAGACUUUUGGCUCUCUCAGGUUUUAUCAUGUCCACAUGCCCUAUUUAAAAAGUACAAUAUAUUUAUUUUUGGAUUCUGAUCAGAACAUCUAACUUUAAAUAUUUGCCAAUACUGGCUUUCUAUGAUCCAGAACACCGUUACUUAAACAUUUGUUUGUUUUUUAUAUACAGAUCUACAUUGUUAUUAAGCUAUUGAAUGAUAUAGUUAACAAGCUGUGGGAAAUCUUACCUACAAGUUCCUGAAGUUUGAUAAGUAGGUCAAAAAACAUUUGGUACUGAUGUUUAUAAAAGAUUACUCUUGUUAUUAGCAAUUAGUGUAGGUAGCACAGUACAAGGUUCUUGCUUCAGCUAAUGCUCGCUUGUUUCUCUUUACAGGGAAGUUAACAUGUAAAAUCGACUUUUUGAACUUUUCAUCAUGUUCUAAUGUUAUCCCCUCGUCAAAAACAUUCCUGGAGUGUUGCUUUGGUUCUUUCAUGCAUGUUUGAGAAAUCCUAUAAUCUACCGUGGCAACCAUUUGUGUCUAAGCGCUUGCUCUCACAGAGUGGCGCUUUUUUUUCCAUGCAGUUCCUCCUUGGUUUAGUUGUCUCCAAACUGAGCUUCCUCCUCAAGAGCACCCCUCCCCUACCACUCACUCACUGAGCUCCUCCAAACUAGUGGCAGCAGCAAUUAGAAAACACCUGGAACUCAGCAUCUGCUGAGAUCAUCAUAGGAAUUUCUUCUCAGCGCAAUGCUCCUAAGGACGUUGUUAAAAGCUCAAUGGAGAAACAGUGAUUUCCUGCAGGAAGAGUGCCAGAAAGAGCAGGAGCUUCUUAAAGACAGAGAUUUCUCUUUGAUUUUAAAGUUUCAGCCUAAUCAAUGAAAUACAUGAAGGUGUCUUGUAUUUUAACAAUUUAAGAACUGAUACAUUUCCAAAUAAUUUAUGAGAAUGUGUCGUGGUAAUUUUUUUUAUUUACUAUGUUUUCAGCAACAUCUUCAGUGUGUGAGGUGUUUCACAUUAUCUUUAGAUAUAUCUACCAUAACAAACUCAGAAUGAGGAACAUUUUAUUGCAUGAAAACUGAUUCACACCAACAACAACUUGAUCCUCUUUUUAUGUCUGUUUGUUCUUCCUGACUCUUUUAACAACAGCUGUCCUGUUCUCCUUUUAACAAAACCCAACCAACAUUGGGAGUCAAACGUCUCAUCUCUGCAGCUUGGGCUCACCAAUCACAACCAGCGCUGCCAUUUACCAGCCUAGUAACGACGCUCCACAAACUGAUUCUGCACAUCUGUGUCCGUGAUGAGGACCACCACUGCUCUGCUGUUUGUCUGUUUUUGGAUGAACGCUGGCAUCCAUGCUGUUCAGAAAGGCGAGUUUUACGAUUCAGUCCAAACUGAGAGAUGCAAAUGAAGAACUGCAUGUCUCCUUUUUCUCUGUAGAUCAAAAAUGUGGCUCUACUCCAGCGGUGAACCCAAGGCGUCGAUUCGUGAGGGUGGUCGGAGGAACCCAAGCUACAUAUGGAUCCCACCCAUGGCUGGUAUCAAUACAGAAUAAAGGCUCUCAUUUCUGUGGAGGGACCAUUCUGACUGACAGCUGGAUACUGACUGCGGCUCACUGCUUCCCAUCCUUAUCAAAAGUCUUUCUGAGUGGUGUGACCGUUCUGGUGGGAGAGUUUGACCUACGAGUCGAAGAUAAAGAUGAGCAAGUCUUCACAGUCAAGUCUCUGUUAAUCCAUGAAAACUACAACCACGCAUGUCCAAUGAAUUAUGACAUCGCUCUGGUGGAACUGCAUCGUCACAUCGCAAUGGGAGCUCGUGUCAGGCCAAUAUGUCUGCCUCUGCCUGAUUUUAAAAUCCCGCCAUCGACUAAAUGUGUUGUUGCUGGAUGGGGAAAAACAUGGGAAAGAGGACACAUUCCUGCAGUCCUGAGAGAAGUCCACCUGGGUUUGGUGGAUCAAGCCAAGUGUAAAUAUGUCCAACUGAUGAUCAAAAGCUCAUUUCCAAAACAGAAACAAAAGUUCCUUGAUCCAGCCAUGACGAUUCUGUGUGCUGGAGCUGAGGGAGGAGGCAGAGACGCCUGCCAGGGAGACUCUGGCGGUCCUCUGGUAUGUCAGGCAGGGGCCGGAAGCGACCACUGGAUUGUGCUGGGAAUAACUUCCUGGGGUCAAGGAUGUGGUCGGAGCUGGGGAAUAAAAGGCAACCGGCAUCCGUCAAAGAAAGGGUCUCCAGGAAUUUUCACUGACGUCAAGCUGCUACUGCCCUGGAUCAAGCAGAAGAUGAGGGAGGCUGAGCAGCAACGACAAUCAACUUCAGGACUGUGUAGUGUGACAGAUGGCCCAGUAUCGGAUAGUGAAGGGGUGAUCAGGAACCCCACUUUCCCUGACACCUACUACGACAAUAACCAGUUGUGUUUGUGGAGCAUCGAGGCUCAUCCAGGUCACAGCAUUCUGCUAGAGUUUGAUCAUUUUGAUGUGGAAAACAGCUCGUAUUGUCAGUUCGACCGACUCACGGUUUCAGGAUCAAAGAACAGGCCUGUUGCAAUAUUCUGCGGUAAAUUACUACCAGCUAGAGUGCUUCUACAGAAUUCCCAGAAUGCAAUGCUGCUCUUCUCCUCUGACGUCAGUAGAGCAGGGCGUGGAUUUGCAGUCAGGUACCGUGGCUUCAAGGGACCCUUUCCUCCAGCAUGCGGGACUAUUGUUCUGGUGGAGGAUCAGAUUUCACUCCACACCCCAAAUUACCCACAGUCCUACAGUAAUGACUGUGUACUCCGCUGGGUCAUCUACGCUCCUCCGGGACAUCUAGUUAAGCUGACGUUUGUUGAUUUUGACCUGGAGGAGUCGGAGAGAUGUUUGCCUGAUUCACUGACAGUUCUGGGAGACGUUGAAGGAAACAAAGAGAUUGCUGUGUUGUGUGGCGGCAGUAUUCCCCCUCCGGUCCUCUCCGUCAGCAGCAUCAUGGUGCUUCAUUUCACCUCAGACAGCCGUAUCACUCACAGGGGCUUCAGCGCAGGACUGACCUUCAUCAGGAAGGAAGACAGAACCUGACUGGUGUAGCAGGCACCCCAUGUACAGAGGCCUUCAUUUCUUGAUACAGCAAUCGGGGGUAUGACUCCUGACCUCUGGACCUUUCUUUUGAGGAACUGUAAAUUUUAAAAAUUAAAAUAUUUCUUCUAAUUCUUUUAGAUUAAAUGUGUGUGGCAGUGUUUUUAUCACCCUUAUAAGUUUUAAUGGACACAAAUGACUUUUCCUUUUCUUUUCUUGUCUGAUAAAUCUUCUUUAUACCAAAACAAUCAUUCCUCUUUCAAUUGUUUUUUGGUUUUUCUUGUUUCCUUUGUCUCUCAGCUCUCCUUUCUGAAUGUCUCCUGUGUAAACUCUCACCACACCCAGAGGCUUGGAGACCUUGGUCUUGCUUUUCCCCUGACUGUAUGUCUUUCUUCUCCCAGUUUGUGAAAGUGGAACUCCACCCACUGAGAUUUGCAGUGACUCAGACAAGGUGUAGGUAGCAGGUGUGGUCCCUUAUAGAAGCAGUGAAAAUGUGAAAUUUUGAGAUUUAUUAGAUUAUGGACAUUGUUUUUAAUGCAGAUAUUCUGACAAAAACCAGCUAAGACAUUUACAAUGUAUGUUUUAGUAACAGUGAAGCUUUUGGUUUAGAAUGUGUGUAAGCUACUAGUAUUCAUAAUGCACAAGGAGCAGGAGGUACUUUCUAAAUGCUUUCUCACUCUUAUUUUUUUUUAAAUGUAUUUAUUUAUUUUUUGGCUUUCAUGUGAUUUUGGUUUGUCUGCCCACAGCAGUGCUGUUUGUCAGCCAAAUGAUAUUCUGUUUUGCUAGCUUCUCUGGAAACCAGUGAGCGCAGUGCUUGCUGAGGAUAACUUGGCAGAAAUAGUGACCACUUCAGGCAACAGCACAUCCGUGUUGCAACUACAAAGUCUGUGUGUUUCCAAACAUUUUCUGUCUGGCAUUCCAGAAUAUUUUAUUAUAUUUCCUACGUUUCUGUGGAUGUAAGAUGCCUACGCAUACCUAAUAAUGUUAUAAAUGGGUAUUUGCAAUUUGUUUGUAGUAAAGAAAGAGAUGAGCUUAGUUUUUUUCAGUGACUCUGUAUUAGGAAAUGAUCAUAUCUUGGCAAAGCAAUGACUCAAAACUUAAACUUAAAGCUUUAACAUCUGACCUCACGUUUUGGUGCUGAGGUAAGAAGAAAACUUUGUUUUACGGCUCCCUCUACUGGCACAUCUGAGAAACUACAGUGUUAGUUUUGAAGAAUUUCCUAAACAAAUGCAUUCUAUUUUUUCAAAAAUAUUUUUUGUGUUAAAAUAUAAUAAAAAAUAGACUUUUAUUCAUUUUCAGCUGAAGUUAUAGUAAAAUUUAUUUCCUCUUUGCCUCAAUGAUGGGUGUAAGAUUUUCUAGGUUCAGAUCAGGACAAACCUAACAGCGUCAUCUUCCCUCCUGCUCUGUUUCUUUUCCUGCUCAUUUUACCAUCUAAAACAACUGGUUGUGCUGGUUGUAAGCAGCCUCACCAUGUGCCUGCAUGCCUUGCUCAACAGACCUGGUGCCAUUUCUUCACAAAUUAACUAAGAGUUGUGCAUAAGUUGUUUGAGACUUAUUUAUAACUGUAUCAUUGUUUUUUCUUAAGAUAAAUAUGUGUUGAAGUGUCACGUUCUUUAGGGAAUAGUAACUUAAUUUAAAAAAAAAAUCUUCAUCUCUUUGCUUAAAGGAACUUUUGUCUUGCAGAUUCAUUCAAGCAGCAGUCCAGAAGCAAAGCUCUCACCCAUUAGGUGUUGAGAAACAAGAGUCCAAGAGCGGAUCAAAGAUUUCAUGCUGGAAGGAAAUCAGAUCACGAAGAGCACAGUGGUGAAUCCUCAGGAAAUUGACACCUGUUGCUGCAAUGAGACUCAUCUUCAUUUAGAAAGGGAGAAACUUGAAUUGAUCAACCACUUUCUGUUCAAUCUCUGCUUGGUAUUUCAGGGGAAGCAUAAAAAACAUUGCUUACAUGUUGAUGUACCUGUGUAAAAAUAAUCUGGUGUCAAGACUUGUUAAAAACGAAAUGCAACUUUUGUUGAAAUAGAGUUUUCACAAUGUUCAUAGUCACAUUUCUAUUAAUUGCAAUAAAGGAUAUUAGUUGAUUCCACCAUUA